ACAAGGACGCCUUAGCCUGCGCAGCAAUUAGCCGGGGCUGGAGGCGCCGGCGUAGGCUGCGGCUGCGGCUGCGGCGAGGAAGGGACCCGGGGCAGCCCCCGAGCUCCGCGCAGAGGCAUCGCGCUCUCCUCUCCGCGCUCCCCUGCUCUCCCCCCUCUCGGCCCCCACCCGCCUCCCUCUCCCUGGCGUUCUCAGCAGCCGAGGGUUUCAGAUGUCCCACCGCCGUUUGACCCCCUCCCCCCGCUUCUCCACCCCUGCAAAUGAGGUUUGACCAGCAGAGGCAGAGCCCACCUCUGGCUUAGAAUCACUGACAUUUAGACUCCAGGCUUCAACCUGUUUACAAGCUGGCUUUCCAAAGGAAGGGGGGGAGGGAAAUAGGGCCAAACAAAACACCAACCGCCGUCCCCCCCAAACAAGAAGUGACUUUCUGGAGGCUUCAAAUCAACAGGCACCACCAAAAAGAGAAAGCAAGAGGGGGAAGAAAACAACGGCGACAGGGCAGCUGCCUCCAGUUCUGACAACUCCAAAGGGACGCACUUUUAGAACCGGCUAGCAGGCUGGGGCUCUGCGGAGAGCGACCAGAAGGUGCCAACCGCAGAGGGGCGCAGGCAUCUCCCCCAGCCUCCCAGCCCGAUCCCUUUGGGUUUUGUUCACCGUGCUGUCAUCUGUUUUUCAGACCUUUUUUUGCAUCUAACAUGGUGAAGAAAGGAGUGAAGAAGAGAACAAAGUAACUAACUCCUGGGGGAGUGAAGAUCUCUGGUGACCAAUACCACCACCGCCACCACCAGCUCCCGCUGCUGCGGCCACCCACGUCCACCGUUCACCGGGACACUCGAGAGGCGCACGGCAGCGGAUCCGAGAAAGGAGCGAGGAGAGGCAGCCGGCCCUUCUGAGGAGUUAUGGAUGUUGGGGCAUUCACUUCUGGCCAGAUCCGCGCCCAGAGUGAGCUAACCAGCGGCCGCCACUUCCAGCUGUCUCUUUGCCUCGCACCAGGUCUUACCCUUCCAGUAUGUUCCUUCUGAUGAGACAAUUUCCAGUGCCGAGAGUUUCAGUACAAUGUGGAAAUGGAUACUGACACAUUGUGCCUCAGCCUUUCCCCACCUGCCCGGCUGCUGCUGCUGCUUCUUGUUGCUGUUCUUGGUGUCUUCCGUCUCUGUCACCUGCCAAGCCCUUGGUCAGGACAUGGUGUCACCAGAGGCCACCAACUCCUCUUCUUCUUCUUCUUCCUCCUCCUCCUCGUCCUCCUCCUCCUUCUCCUCUCCUUCCAGCGCGGGGAGGCAUGUGCGGAGCUACAAUCACCUCCAAGGAGAUGUCCGCUGGAGAAAGCUUUUCUCUUUCACCAAAUACUUUCUCAAGAUUGAAAAGAACGGGAAGGUCAGCGGUACCAAGAAGGAAAACUGCCCGUACAGUAUCCUGGAAAUAACUUCAGUGGAAAUAGGAGUUGUUGCCGUCAAAGCCAUUAACAGCAACUAUUAUUUAGCCAUGAACAAGAAGGGCAAACUCUAUGGCUCAAAAGAAUUUAACAAUGACUGUAAGCUGAAGGAAAGGAUAGAGGAAAACGGAUACAAUACCUAUGCAUCCUUUAACUGGCAGCACAACGGGAGGCAAAUGUAUGUGGCAUUGAAUGGAAAAGGAGCUCCCAGGAGAGGACAGAAAACACGAAGGAAAAACACCUCAGCUCAUUUUCUUCCAAUGGUGGUCCACUCGUAGAGGAAGGCAGUGUCGGUGGCUGCGAUAGAACCAAAGGCUCUUGUGCCAGGAAUAGUUGGUAUUCUUCAUGAAGACAGUAGCUCAAUGGCACAGAUACGUUGCAGAUGUCUGCUUGCUUGAAAGAAAGGAAGUCUUUGAAGGUUUUUGUGCUCACUGCUGACAUAUGAUGUUCUUUUCAUUAGUUCUGUGUCAUGCCUUAUAAUUGAGAUGUAGGCAGAUCAAAUGAGAUGGAAGUUAUUCCUAAGCAAACAACACUGUGGCUGGGUUUUGGUUAAGUUUUUGGUUUAUGUUUUUGUUUUGCAGCCUCUGAGAUAGAACUUAAAGAACACAGAACAAUCUGUUGAAUGAUUUUUGGGAAAGUUAUUUAUGGCAUACGAACUCAUAUCAAAGACUUUCAUUGCUCAUUCAAGCCUAAUGAUUCAAUGAGCAGUAAGACACGCGAGCAUUUACUGGAAAGCACUUGGGUCAUAUCACAUGCACAACCAAAGGAGCUUUGGGCGUGGCAUCAUGGAAGAAUUGGAUAGGAUUAAAAAAUGUAAACAUGUUAGUGUGAAACUGUUCUAACAAAACAAAUACUAUGGUAUGCUUGUGCAUUCUGCCUUCAUCCCUUUCUAUUUCUUUCUAAGUUAUUUAUUUAAUAGGAUGUUAAAUAUCUUUUGGGGUUUUAAAGAGUAUCCUCAGCAGCUACCCUCUGAUUUACCUUUUCUUUUUCUUCAGCACACUACACGCAUGUUCAUGACAAAGUGUUUUUAAAACUUGGCAAACACUUCAUGAAUGGGAGAUGAGAUUAGGAAAGCAGUGCGAGUGCCCCACAUGCUAGCCUUUGACUUAACUUGCACUUCUUCUGUAAGAAUCGACAACAAUAAAUAUGACAGUGCUGUGGCAUGUCUUGAGUGAGAGAUGUCUGCCAUCAUUUAAAAACAUACACCACUCCUAAGGCCUCCUUUCCUAAGAAAUAGACCAGAAGGCCAAAUUCUUCUCUUUCAAUACAUCAAUGGGUCUCCAAGAAUAUAUUAAAAGAAAGAAAAAUAGUUGUUAAAUACAUUUUAGUAGCGUAGCCUCAUUAUUAACUAACAAUUUUUUGCCAUAUGUCACAGUGGUAAGUGUUUAAGAGGCUGUCUGCAUAUAUAAGAACCCUUUCUAAGUCUCACAUAGUGCAUCUCCCCCAAAGGAACUAUCAAGGAAUUUGGUAUGAAGUGCAACUCUCCCAGGGGCUUAAACUGAGCAAAUAUAUUCUGGUAUAUGUGUAACCAUAUACUGAAACCUGUUCAAGCUGUAUGAUCUAGUCUUUACAAAACCAAAUAAAACUUAUUUUCUGUAAAUUUAAAGAGCUUUGGAAGGUUCCAUAAUGUAGCCCUAUGGAAAUUCAUUUUGUUAGAGCAGGUAUAGAAAACAGUACAUAAGAGUGUACCAGUCAUCAUCACAUUGUAUUCCACUAAAUAAGUACAUAAGCCUUAUUUGCAGUGUCUGUAGUGAUAAAAAAAAAAUGUAGAAAAAUACUGUUUGUUCUAAAUACUUUAAGUGAUUAACUAUAAGAUUAUAUUGAUGCUGAAGUUUUAUCUUCAUAUUUCUUGUUUUGAAAAGGUCAGUUUAUUUUUAUUGUUUGGACAGUAUUUUGGUACAAGGGAAAGACUCACUAAACGCAUCUUUUUACUAAAGUUUAACCUCUAGACAGGCUGGUGUUUUGUGAUCCUCUCUUAUAACUUAAUUGUGUCAAUGCUUAACCAGCUCUUCCAGUUAAUCUGUUAUUUAAGAAUUAGCUUUAUCAAGAAACUUUCCCAUAAAGUAACCCCAUAAAAGUUCAUAUUUUUCUCAUUCCUUAACAAAGGUAUGACAUUUCAAAAGAAAUGUGUUUGAGGCAGAGUGUUUCGGCUUAUGGCUAGUUUCAUGGUACGUGGCUUCCAACUUGCUUUUUGACGAAUAAGAUUCUAAAAAUGUUUCAUUUUUGUGGUUGGAAUUUGUAUGUUAAAAUUUAAUUGGUAACUGAGUCUGAGUGCUACAAUGCAAUGCAUUCCUAUCAGAACUAGAUUAUCUUUGUUCUUUUAUUUUAAAAUAAUAAUUACACCUGACACAUGAACAUGGACCACCCACAACCAAAAUGAAAUGUUUGGUGAAACAAAUACAGUAUUAGAUGACCACGGUAACAGCUAAUAGGGCACAAACUGGAUUCGUGUUUCACAUAGCCAUUUAGAUUACCAAAGAGACUAUGUGUAAACAGUCAUCAUUGUAGCACUCAAAACACUAAAACAGCUUCUAGCAAAAUGUAUCAGAGCUUGCAGAAACCAAAAAUAGAAAACAUCUCCCUCACCCUGCACCCCAACCACCGUCCCCCCAACACACACAAGAACAGAGAUAAAGACAGAAACAGUGUGGUAGGGAGUAAAGAGAUUCUCCUGCAUUUAAAAAUGACGUCUUUGCUGGAUAUCGAGAUAGAAUUCUGGUCGCCUUUGCAGCUGGACUGUGCUACUGAAGGAAAAGCAGUUCCAGUUCUGAAAGUUGUAUGUUAAAAAAAAUCAACACAAUUUGGGGAGCUCUGCCUGUGUGGGAAGUGUGGGCCCUGGCCACGGUGUCAAGGUGUGUCAGCCACAACUGGGUGUCCAUCUGAGUGUUGGUUCCAAGGAGACUCCUCGUAAAGAUAGGGAAUCCCUGCCUCCUACCUCCCGAAAGGCUGAACAGUGUAUAGUAUGUUACAUUUAAAUAAAUCAAUAAAAAUGCUGCAA
Molecule: messenger RNA, 4430 nt
Organism: Equus quagga
Lineage: Eukaryota; Metazoa; Chordata; Mammalia; Perissodactyla; Equidae
Gene: FGF10
Product: fibroblast growth factor 10
Exons: 3
Coding region: 1057-1710 (217 amino acids)
Biological process (GO): positive regulation of gene expression; positive chemotaxis; secretion by lung epithelial cell involved in lung growth
Cellular component (GO): cytoplasm
Molecular function (GO): type 2 fibroblast growth factor receptor binding; chemoattractant activity; growth factor activity
Source: RefSeq, a predicted model, not a curated record